CUCUUCUUUUUGGUUUCCCGCAAAAAGCUUGGUCGGCGCUUAUGACCAGAGUAGUACCAAAGAGUACAGCGAUCUCCCUACAGAAGUGCACUAGCGGCAAGGUAUCUCCAUGUUCUCCUCAACUGCUCCUUUUCUGGUAUUUGAUGCGCCCAAAAUUCAAUUGUUCAGAUCAACAAACAUCAACAACGUCAAUCCGCAGACAGCAACAACAACAGCAGCCACAACAAUAACAAACAGCAACUCGGAUACAUUACUCUGUCUACGACUUCAUGAUUUGAUACCCAAUGUAGAACCCGCUGAAACGCAUCCACCUAGAACCAGUCUUCUCUGGAAUGGCGACAACGUUGAACGUGAUCUCUUCCUAGGCGCUCAUAUAAACCCCCCUCAAAUAACGACAACGCACACCACACCAUCCUCCGAAGCAUGACCGUUACCCAUAGGGAAUCAAGAUGGCCUGUUGGCGACUCGUCCAGAGAUUCCCUUGAGCUAGCCUCUCUCGCCUCCUCCUCUGGGACCCGUACUGGUGACGACGGACAAGACGGCUCCCGCUCCUCCUCACCCUCCGGCAUAUCCUCCUCCCGAAAAGCCUCCCUCGAGAACCAAGACCCCUUCUCCGACCACCUCUACGACACCUCACGCCCGAGACACGCACGAUCCUACUCCGUCUCCUCCGCCUUCGACUUUGGCAGUAACCUCUUCCCCCUCUCACAGACCGUGGGCGGCUAUGCCCCGCUCGGUGCGCCCUCAGUCCUCUCGCUAGACCGCCACAACGGCGUCAUCGACGGCUCGCUCGAAAGACACAAGACACUGACGUAUUUGAACGGUCUGUCGUUGAUUAUCGGAUUGGUGAUCGGAUCGGGCAUCUUCUCGUCUCCCGGCCGGGUCAAUUCGAACGCGGGUUCCCCUGGCGCCUCGCUGAUUGUCUGGGCUGUUGCGGGCCUUCUGGCCUGGACCGGCGGAGCGAGUUAUGCGGAACUAGGGGGCGCGAUACCUCUGAAUGGCGGUGCGCAGGUGUAUCUGGCUAAGAUAUUUGGGGAGCUGAUCGGAUUCUUGUUUACCUGGUCUGCAGUAUUUGUGCUGAAGCCGGGCUCCGCGGCCAUCAUCUCUAUUAUAUUUGGCGAGUACGUUGUGCGGGCGAUAGUCGGGGCGGAUGUCGAGGCGAUUAGCCCUUGGGUUAAUAAAGGAGUGGCCAUUCUGGGUCUCACUGUUGUAACAGGCCUAAACUGCAUAUCCACGCGCCUGGGUACGCGCAUUGGGGACAUGUUUAUGUUUUUCAAGUUUUUGGCCCUACUUGGGGUUACCAUCAUUGGAAUCGUUGUUGCGGCCACGGGACUGUCAUAUAAUGGCGAGCCGGAUCGGAAAUGGCGGACAACGAGCUGGUUUGAGGGAACCAGCACCGAUGUCUCAAGCUGGGCGGUAGCUCUAUAUGCGGGUUUGUGGGCGUUUGACGGUUGGGAUAACACAAAUUACGUUACGGGAGAAUUCAAAAACCCCAGCCGCGAUCUCCCCCGAGUAAUCCACACCGCAAUGCCCGCCGUCAUCCUAUGCUACAUGCUUGCAAAUAUCUCCUACUUCUUCGUUCUACCCUCUUCAACUAUAAACGCAACCAACACCGUCGCCGUCCAAUUCGGCGGGAAGGUCUUUGGACCCAUCGGCGCCCUCGUGCUCGCCCUCGUCGUCUCCGCCAGCUGCUUCGGCGCCCUAAACGCCACCGCCUUUACCUCCGGCAGACUCAUCUACGCCGCAGGGCGCGAGGGCUACCUACCCUCCAUCUUCGGAAAAAUUGGCAUAGCAGGCUCCGCCGCCAGUUCGGCUGGGUCACGUCUCCGCCACCGCUCCUGGUUCCACAAGGCCCUCAUCAGCCUCUUCGGCGAUGACAUCGGCAUCGGCUACACGCCCAUCUAUGCCAUGCUGUUCAACUUCACUCUGACGGCCAUCUACCUCUCCGUCGGCGAGUUUGGGACGCUGGUCACCUUCUACGGCGUGGCGGGGUACACGUUCUAUUUCCUGACGGUGCUGGGACUAAUUGUGCUGCGCAUCCGAGAGCCGUAUUUGGAACGGCCGUAUAAGACAUGGAUUACGACGCCGAUUGUGUUCUGUUGUGUUAGUUUGUUUUUGCUGAGUCGGGCGGUGUUUGCGGAGCCAUUGCAGACACUGCUUGUUCUUGGGUUUAACGUGGCAGGCGUUCCAGUAUAUUUUUGGCGGAUUCGGCGGAGGGAUGGGAAGAGCCUGUUUAAGGGGGAAGGGGGAUGGUGGAAGUUUUGGAAGAGAUGGGGACGGUCGUGAGGGUUAUCCUCGUUGUAUUAUUCCUCUUACUUAAUAUAUAUAUAGAUAUUAGGAGGUUUCUUUACCCAUUAUUAGUAACACAAUGGGAUGGGCAUUCUGUUAGAACAUUAGCUCUUUUCGGGAUAGACAUUUUUAAUACAUUUCGAUCGCGCAUUGUGGGCGAUUGCAAGAUGGUCAUGGGGUAAAACCAACACAAUUAUUAUAACACUGUUAAGUAACUUAAUAUACUUAAUUUUUAUUCUUCAAUUCUUCAAUUGGCAAGAUAAACCCUAUCGCUCAGUUCCGCGUAGUUUGGUUUAUUUGUCCACGC
This is a messenger RNA of Blastomyces dermatitidis ER-3, 2596 nucleotides long. Its product is annotated as amino acid transporter. The transcript has 2 exons. Lineage: Eukaryota; Fungi; Ascomycota; Eurotiomycetes; Onygenales; Ajellomycetaceae. The record is from RefSeq and is a predicted model, not a curated record. Gene Ontology annotation, molecular function: L-amino acid transmembrane transporter activity. Gene Ontology annotation, cellular component: membrane. Bases 424 to 2286 code for a protein of 620 amino acids. Gene Ontology annotation, biological process: amino acid transmembrane transport.